CAGCUCUUUGCCGGUUGCUUGGUAAGGCUGGAGAUAAAAAUGGAACGGCUACACCAAUCCCGCCAGAUCAGACCCCGAUAUACUUAGUCAGGAUGGGACCCCCUUAUGUUACCUUGCAAUUCGAGGUAAACUAGCUGAGUUAGUACUUCGCGGCACGCCAUCAUGUUAUUUUUGCAAAAGUCUCUAUUUGUUAUCCCGAAGUGGAAAUUCUGGGCAAAAGAACUGUACGGGACGGGAUUAGGUAGUUCAGGCAAGGGGAGGGCAUACGAUCGGCGCACAGGACCGGAUAUGAAUGGGGAUAGCUCGGUACUUUCUGCUGCCUGCGCCAUCGGGAUGAAAUACGUGAUUCCGUAUCAUCAGACCAGCAUAAUGAGUAUGGAAAUUCCAUACUCUCGCAAGUGAGAUUGGCUAUUCGCAGGAAAUAAGGGGAGGCUUAUAAUAUAAAAUGCGGUAACACGUAUAAUAAUAAAUACGACUAAACGCUCUCGCAUUCGUCCCUUCGGUGGUCUAUUAUAUGCAUAGUACCAAUUAACAAACAAAUUCAACAAAGUUGCUCAGGAUCAUUGGCACCCAAAAUUGUCACCCUCCAAGUUCAAAAAAGCAAAAAAAAGGAGGAUUACACAACCGCAUACUCUAUUAAUCUGUAUUAUUCGAUAUAUUACCAUAAGCUGCCAUUGACUAUGGAGCCUACCAAGAAACUCCAAUGGGAAACAAGUCCAACCCCCUCCGGCGACGACAUGAUCGACCCGGCGCUGUCAUUAGACAGUACAUCGACAGUGUCAACAUCAACCAAGCGCAAGAGAGCAAGCAAGCCCAAGGUUCGAACAGGUUGUAUUAAACACAGGAUACGGCGCGUAAAAUGCGACGAGACCAAACCCGCGUGUACGCGGUGCACGAGCACGGGACGUAAAUGUGACGGGUACGACGGUGCGCCGCCACCACGGCCGAAGAAGCCAGCAUCGUCCUCGCCAGACCAGCUAGCAACUCCUUUUCCCACGCCGACCACCGCAACGGACGGGUAUCUAGGGGCGCGAAACAGCUUCGCCGCCGCGUACCGGGGAAACUCCGCGUUGCAGAUCCUCCGCCCGCUGGCCGCCGACAUCCAAGGCACGGAGGAGGAGCGCUUGUACUUCCACCGGUUCCGGCAAGCGGCGGAGGCCGGGCUAGCCCUGCACACGUCUAGCCUCGGGGCGUCGUUUUGGCGUCGCUUGGUGCCGCAGGUAGGGCAUUCGGACCCGGCGGUGCGGCACGCGCUGAUUGCGCUGGGAGCCGCGCACGAAAGCAUGCAGCUGCAGCGGGGACAGAGCUACCAAACGAUGAAAACGAAACACCCAGCACCGCGGAUAUCCUCGCGGAGCGGCAGUCCGGCCGAACGAUCACGCGCUUCGACGCCACCGCCCGAGGACACCUACCAGUGCGCGGACCAGUUGGAAUUGUUCAUGAUCCAGCAGUACAACCUAUCGAUCUACCACCUGCAACGACACGUGCAGCCGGGGUCGCCACCCGAGAGCGUCGAAACCACACUCAUAUGCUGUCUAAUAUUCGUCUGCAUCGAGACGUCCCGCGGCAACGAGGCCGCGGCGUUGGCGCACGUUGCUAACGGCCUACAGAUCAUCAAGGCUUUGCCGCCAGAUUCCGAAUUUGCGAGUCCUUCGUCGAGUUCCACCAGCAGACCCAACAACGGAAGCAGAACCAGCAGUAAUCAGGGGUAUAGUGACGGCGGUGCUGGCGGUGGUACGGCUAGUGGCCUCCCGCCGCGAAUAUCACGUUCUGACUGGCGACAGCUUCUCGAUUUCUUUCUUACACUCGAACCUAGCACCGCAACGAAUGAAUUCAGCAGCAGCCAGCCAGCAAGUCCGUCAUGGCCGCCUACUGCCACCUGGGAGAAUCCGCCGGAGUGGUAUAGUGAGAUGAUAUCGCAGUGGGAAACUGAGGCGGCCGAGGGAGAAAUGAGGCCUUGAAUCUUGAUACCAGCAAUAAUCUAGUCAAUAAAAAAAAUCUACUAAUAUGAUAAAC
Daldinia decipiens is the source of this 2016-nucleotide messenger RNA. RefSeq lists its product as uncharacterized. Lineage: Eukaryota; Fungi; Ascomycota; Sordariomycetes; Xylariales; Hypoxylaceae. Gene Ontology annotation, molecular function: zinc ion binding; DNA-binding transcription factor activity, RNA polymerase II-specific. The record is from RefSeq and is a predicted model, not a curated record. The transcript has 2 exons. Bases 681 to 1961 code for a protein of 426 amino acids. Gene Ontology annotation, biological process: regulation of DNA-templated transcription.